GGUAAAGUCAACGGCGAUAAUUACGUGUUCCGUGGAAUUGGCCGCAGUAGACUUUGAGUUUGCCGAUGGUUUUUUUGGUGCAGUUGGCCCAACCGUAAUAAUCACUCAAAAGGGAAAGACUCCGCAUGUAUAAAUGAAGUAGAUGACCCUCGCAAGUUUGCACAUGGUGAAGCAGAAGAAACAGAUAAACGCACAAAACACCAUUAUAAACAUGAAGUGUCUGUUAUUGUGUAUGUGGACUUGGGUGCUGUUGGUAUUGAUGGGAAGUGGAAGAAGCAUGGGGUGCUUGGAAGAAGAGAGGAAUGCACUGCUCAUGAUUAAGGCCGCCUUCACCCACCCGAAUGGGUCUUCUCUUCCGUCGUGGCGCGAUGGCAAUGGUGACUGUUGCGGCUGGGAACGCGUGGAGUGCGAUAACACCACUUCGCGAGUGACUGGACUAUAUUUGAACGAAACACGCUGGGGGGAAUUUGGGGAUCACUAUUGGGAAUUGCCUAGGCUGGUUAUUGACGCGUCUUUAUUCCUUCCCCUGGAGGAACUUCACGUGUUGGAUUUAAGUGCUAAUUUUCUCUCAGAUUUAAAUGGAACGCUACACUUGAGGAAAUUGAAGAGGCUAGAUCUAUCUGAAAAUUAUCUACAACGAGUCCCCUCAUUGUACAAGCAAACUUCAAUGGAGGCCCAAAAUUUUUCUUCCAACCAGCUUGAAGGUUUAUGCGGAUUGAGAAACCUUGAAGAGUUGGAAAUUAGUCGCAAUGGAUUUUGGGGUCCUCUUCCUUCAUGCUUCAGCAAUAUGACCUCACUCCGUGCGCUUGAUGUUAGUUAUAACAAUUUUAGCGGGGCCAUUCCUUCGUCUCUCCUCUCCAAUCUCAAGUCACUUGAAUAUAUUGACUUUUCUGGAAAUGCUUUUGAAGGCUCACUUUUGCUUGCUUCCUUGGCUAACAAUUCUAACCUUGAGCAUUUCCACCUCAUCGACAACCAUAAUCGUCUGGUAGUAAAUACAGAAGAGCACACCUGGUUUCCUUCAUUUCAACUGAAGGUGUUUCGUUUAUCAAAUUGUGUGCUCAACAAAGACGCAAGUGGCGUAAUUCCCAGCUUUCUGAAAAAACAAUAUAACUUGAGCGUUGUUCAACUCAGCCACAAUGGAAUGACAGGAAAUUUCCCAAGUUGGCUAUUGGACAACAAUGUAAAUCUAGAACAGUUCGUACUCAGAGGCAACAAUUUGUUAGGUUCAUUUUAUCUGCCUUUCAAUUUGAAUCUUGUUAGCUUAUGGAUUUUCGAUGUGUCUGCUAAUUUUAUGGAAGGAGAGCUUCCAUCUCAUAUUGGUUCUAUCCUCCCGAACAUUGGCUAUUUGAAUCUGUCAAGCAACAAUUUGAAAGGUGGAAUCCCUUCCUCAAUGGGCAAUAUGCACUCGUUGUCCACAUUGGACUUGUCGAAUAAUGGCUUCACGGGAGAAAUACCAGAGACAUUGGCUAAAAAUUGUUCGCAACUUUUGGUAUUAAAACUGUCAAGCAACAAUUUGCAAGGCCAAAUGCUACCGAGGUAUUCUAACUUGACAGGCUUGGAAUUUUUGUAUUUGGACGGCAAUCGUUUUACAGGGGACAUAUCGCCUGGUAUAUUAAAUAUCCCCUUCUUGCAAGUUUUAGAUGUAAGUAAUAAUUCCCUAUCUGGAACACUUCCCAAUUGGAUCGGAGAUAUUCAACACUUGAGAGCACUUAUACUGUCAAGUAAUUUACUAGGAGGUCCUUUACCGUUGAGCUUAUGCAACUUACAGUAUCUCGAUAUUUUAGACCUUUCAAGUAACAAUCUUGGGCCGAAUAUACCCCCUUGUGUCAAUGUUACAAUUAUGAGUUUCUUGCAUUUAGCAAAUGACACUCUUGCUGGGCCUUUUCCUGAGUUUCUUUUAAGAGCUUCAUCGAUUGUCACGUUGGAUCUGAGAGAUAAUGUAUUGUCAGGUGAGGUCCCCAGCUGGAUCGGUUCACUUCGAAACUUGAAGUUUCUUCUACUACGAGGAAACAAUUUUGAAGGUUCAAUCCCUCUGGAUCUAUGUCUGUUGAAAAAUAUGAGCAUAUUGGAUCUUUCCAAUAAUAAUCUUUCUGGAACAAUUCCUUCUUGUUUGAAAGAUUUGACAUUUGAAAACGCUGGGGUAUCUACGAAGGCAUUUGCUACCUCGUUCCUUUAUUUUGGUUACGGGGACUCAUACUAUAUGGGCAGAUUCGGUUUAUAUUAUUCGUAUGAUGACAUAUAUGUUUAUACAGAUAGAUUCGAAGAAGUACACUUCAUGACAAAGAGUAGGUUGGAAUCUUAUAAGGGCAACAUUCUAAAACUCAUGUCGGGAAUGGAUCUCUCGCAGAACAAUUUGACUGGCUUUAUUCCUCCAAAGGUUGGCUACUUAAGUGAACUUCGAGCAUUGAACUUGUCACACAAUCAUUUGAAGGGAACGGUCCCGGAAACAUUUUCCAAGUUAAAGAACAUAGAGAGUUUGGACCUGUCCUUCAAUAACUUAACCGGUCUCAUCCCUCCACAACUAAUAGAGCUUUACACGCUAUCAGAUUUUAGUGUGGCUCACAACAACUUGUCAGGCAGGAUACCAGAUCGAAAAAAUCAAUUUGGAACUUUUGGUGAAGUAAGUUAUGAAGGUAACCCUCUUCUUUGUGGAGCACCAUUAACCAGCUGUGAUGACUCCGAUCAGGAACAGGGGACACAACCACCUUUUAAUCAUACCAGGGAGGAUGACUCCUAUAGAGAAGCCUUCUUGUGGAGUUUUGCAGGAUCAUAUGUGGUGGCGUUCCUUGCGGUAGUUCUUUUUCUCUACCUAAACUCGUACUAUCAGUGCGUGCUGUUCGAGCUUGUUCAUAAGCUUAUCCCAUCGUUUCCCAAUUAGAGAUUGCUCUUCUAAUUAUUUUGUGAUUGAAAAAUAUGAUGAAACAAUGGAGAACCUUUAUUUAAUAGGAUUGUAAGCAUUUGAGUCUUUAUUAUGGAUUGGGAACGCUUGGCUCCUAGAGAGUUCAUAUUGUAUUCCUUGUCCUGCUAAUUUGAAUACUAGGAGAAUUGAUUUGGUUGUCAAUUGAGAGAGGAUAGUUUACUUCACAACCAAAAUGAAUCCAACAUUAACAAAUUCCUGUAAAUGUUACCCAAGAUGUGAAUUAUUUGAUGGCUGGGACCAGCAACAUCAAACCAACCGGGUUUUAGUGU
Syzygium oleosum is the source of this 3189-nucleotide messenger RNA. Its product is annotated as receptor-like protein 13. The record is from RefSeq and is a predicted model, not a curated record. Gene Ontology annotation, molecular function: protein binding. NCBI's taxonomy places the organism in Eukaryota, Viridiplantae, Streptophyta, Magnoliopsida, Myrtales, Myrtaceae. The coding region runs from base 143 to 2878 and encodes 911 amino acids. The transcript has 3 exons.